This is a messenger RNA of Cryptomeria japonica (Japanese cedar), 2794 nucleotides long. RefSeq names its product LRR receptor-like serine/threonine-protein kinase EFR. Gene Ontology annotation, molecular function: protein binding; protein kinase activity; ATP binding. The transcript has a single exon. Gene Ontology annotation, cellular component: plasma membrane. Gene Ontology annotation, biological process: protein phosphorylation; hormone-mediated signaling pathway. NCBI's taxonomy places the organism in Eukaryota, Viridiplantae, Streptophyta, Pinopsida, Cupressales, Cupressaceae. The record is from RefSeq and is a predicted model, not a curated record. Bases 29 to 2761 code for a protein of 910 amino acids.
GUAGCUUUGCAAGAUUUUAAGCUUCACAAUGAUCGCUCACUUUUUCUUUAUUAUACUUGUCCAUCUUGUUCUUCCCUUCCCUGUUGAGUCCUCCCGUUCUUUGCAUCCCCACAAAACCAAUGCUUCCGAUGAGCAGGCUCUCUUGGCAUUCAAGUCCGCAAUCGAGUAUGAUCAACUCAAUUCAUUCGCAACAUGGACUUCUAACGUCUCAUUCUGCAACUGGAAAGGGAUCUCCUGUUCUCACCGCAGGCAAAGGGUCGUCUCUCUCAAUCUCUCCACCGUGGGUUUGGUAGGUACCAUCUCCCCUUCACUUGGCAAUCUCUCAUUUCUUAGGAUUCUUGACCUCAGUAGAAAUAACCUUCGUGGUCAUAUUCCUUAUGAGUUAGGAAACCUCUCUCGCUUACAGAAUCUCUACUUAUACAAAAAUCAGCUAGAAGGUUCAAUUCCAGCGAUUCUUGGUGCCUGCCAUAAUAUAAUAGAGUUAUCUCUUGCGGCAAACCAUUUGACUGGAGGAAUUCCUUCAACUCUGGGUUUCCUCCCAAAUUUAAUUUCCAUUGAGCUAUACCGCAAUAAUUUGACAGGUAACAUUCCCAAAACCUUGGGAAACAUAUCCUCUUUGAAAUAUAUAUAUUUAUCCGAGAACAAUCUUGAGGGGUAUAUUCCUUGGGAACUGGGUAUGCUUUCUCAACUUAGUGUCCUGUUUUUGCCUUUAAACCAUCUUACUGGAGGAAUUCCUCCCUCCUUGUCAAAUUGCACUUCUCUGCAGGAAAUGGACUUCACUGUUAAUUACUUAUCUGGUGAGAUUCCAACGAAGUUGUUCUCUAGGACUAUCCACUUGACAGAAUUGUAUAUGGGUGCUAACAAUUUCAGUGGCAGGAUUCCUGUCACUCUCUUCAAUUGUUCGCAACUUCAAAUUCUCGUCUUAGCCGACAACCUGCUGAGUGGAAUAGUGCCCUCGGAGUUGGGAAAGUUGCGUAGACUUACGCACCUUUAUCUGUGGGGUAAUCGGUUUACUAGUGGUAGCACCACAAGCUUACCCUUUCUCACUGCUCUUAGUAAUUGUUCAUUUGUUAGAGUAAUAGAGUGUUCACAUAAUCUUCUCACAGGUCUCAUAACCUCAUCUGUCGGACAACUUUCUACAAAUCUAGAAUAUUUAGGCCUGACUGGGAACAUGAUAAUAGGAGAUAUUCCUUUGCAGAUUGGAAACCUCACCAAUUUAACUAGGCUAGGUUUAGAUGGAAAUCUUUUGACCAGUGAGAUUCCUUCUGCAAUCGGUAUGCUUCAAAGGUUGGAGAGACUAUACUUGGGUUACAAUAAUUUACAAGGAAACAUCCCAAUGGAGAUUGGCCAGCUUAAGAACCUAGGGCUUCUAGCUCUUCUAUAUAAUAAUAUUUCUGGAACUAUUCCAGACUCCCUUGCCCACCUCGACCAGAUAAGAGUACUGUACCUUCAAGGCAACGACUUAACAGGAACUAUUCCGUCAAGUUUAUGUGAAUGCACUAAGUUAGAACUGCUUGAUCUGUCAUACAAUAAGCUGCAUGGACGCAUACCUCCACAGGUGGCAGGACUUUCAAAUUUAGCUAUAUAUUUCAACCUUUCAAAUAAUUUCUUGGAGGGCCCCUUGCCUGCAGAACUCAGCAAGAUGGAUAAAGUUCAAACUAUAGAUAUUUCAGCAAAUCAAUUAACAGGCUAUAUUCCAGAUAAAAUAGGAGAUUGUGUAGCACUUGAAUACCUGAAUUUUUCUUUUAAUAAAAUUGAAGGAGGGAUUCCAGAUUCCCUAGAGAAACUUCAAGAUCUCAGAGGCUUAGAUUUCUCUUACAACAAUUUGACAGGAAGGAUUCCAUUGGCAUUAGAAAAGCUUAAAGUGCUUCAGCAUCUUAACUUGUCUAUAAACAAGUUGUCAGGAGAAGUUCCAAAAGAUGGUGUUUUCAAAAGGCUUAAUGCAACAUCAUUUACUGCGAAUCUUGCGCUAUGUGGACCUUGGGUAAUGUUACCACCAUGCUCUGCUCCCAAACAUAAGAGUCUCAGACAUCUAAAAAGUGUGUUCAUACCCAUUGGGACUGCAGUGUUUGUUAUAUGCUGUAUUGUCAUAUUUUUCUCGUGGAGAUGCUAUUGCAAGACGCGGUCUAAAAUCUUGAAACCCUUUGAGGUGGGCCCUCAGAAAUUUUCAUUUCAAGAACUUCUCACCGCAACUGAUGGAUUUAAUGAAGCCAACUUACUAGGAGUUGGUAGCUUUGGAAAAGUGUUUAGAGGAGCUCUGAAGGAUGGCACGAUGGUUGCUAUCAAAGUUCUUAAUAUCAUUGAUGAAUAUGCACGCAAGAGUUUUGAUAGAGAGUGCAAUGUUUUAAGGAGAGUUCGUCAUAGAAAUCUUCUUAAAAUCAUAACUGCUUAUUCAGAUCCAGACAUGAAAGCCUUAAUAUUUCCUCUUGUCGCAAAUGGCAGCCUAGAUAAGUUCUUAUAUUCUGCAGGCGAAGAAAGUUCUCAAGGUCAACCGUGUCGCCUGGAUUUGACUCAAAGGCUGAGCAUUGCGCUGGAUGUUGCACAAGGCAUGGAGUACCUUCAUCACCGAUGUUUUGUGCAGGUCAUCCAUUGUGAUCUAAAGCCCAGUAAUGUGCUUCUUGGCGAGGACAUGACAGCCUAUUUGAUAGAUUUUGGCAUUUCAAGAUUGUGCCUAGGAAACUCCACGGAUUCAUACACUUCUACACAGGCGCUGAAAGGAUCCAUUGGAUACAUUGCUCCAGGUUUAAGUUCAGAUUGCUAGUAUAAAAUUUUAACUUUUUCCUUUUAGCAUAUU